This is a messenger RNA of Suillus subalutaceus, 672 nucleotides long. RefSeq names its product phosphatase inhibitor-domain-containing protein. Gene Ontology annotation, cellular component: nucleus. The record is from RefSeq and is a predicted model, not a curated record. The transcript has 3 exons. Gene Ontology annotation, molecular function: protein serine/threonine phosphatase inhibitor activity; protein phosphatase 1 binding. Lineage: Eukaryota; Fungi; Basidiomycota; Agaricomycetes; Boletales; Suillaceae. The coding region runs from base 58 to 531 and encodes 157 amino acids.
AACACGUUGACCCUUCCAUCUCUUCCAACUUACUGAAAGUAAUAUUGUCCCUGAUCAAUGAUGGCUACUCAGGGAAGGGAAUACACAUCUGCACCCGCUGAUGGAUCCCGGACGCUUACGCUACACGAUUCGCAACCACGACCAGACGAUGAUGUCGGUCAGCCUGUAGUUGUGGGAACUCUUAGAUUACGGGGGGAACCACGCAAGACUCGUCAGCGAGUUGCAUGGGAUGAAGACGUGAUUGACAAUGAGGGAUCUGGAAAGAAAAAGUCAAAGAUUUGCUGUAUAUACCACAAACCUCGGCGGUUUGACGAAUCGUCUGAUGAAGAAUCAUCCGGGUCAGACUCUGAUUCAGAUUGUCAGCACAAUAAUUGCCCGCGUCAGAGAAGGAUGCAUCAUCCAGAAGGAGACGGGCAUAGUGAUGGACUUGCUAUGCGUGACGCCCCUAACAGAGGAGCGAUUCAUGAAGUAGAAGAAGCAGGGUCGAGUGGUAAUGCGUAUGAACGCGCCCCUAAGACUAAAAGGAAUUAGAUUACCCGUCAGGCUAUACGAUAUCCUUGGUACUCUACCUAUAGAUUUGUAGAAUAUAUAAUACGCCUAUUUGCAUACCUUCAGGAGCUGAGCCUGCCACAUGCAUUCGGAUUAUUGACAUGUUUUGCUCCUGUUCAAGUU